This is a messenger RNA of Psammomys obesus (fat sand rat), 2043 nucleotides long. RefSeq names its product TIFA inhibitor (gene Tifab). The transcript has 2 exons. Gene Ontology annotation, molecular function: protein binding. Bases 437 to 1174 code for a protein of 245 amino acids. NCBI's taxonomy places the organism in Eukaryota, Metazoa, Chordata, Mammalia, Rodentia, Muridae. The record is from RefSeq and is a predicted model, not a curated record. Gene Ontology annotation, biological process: canonical NF-kappaB signal transduction.
CCAACCCUUCCUGCAGAGAGCACACAGCUGCAGAGUUAGUGCCAGAUGUACCCGGCAGUAAGAGGGAAGCACCAUACCUGUCCCCUCCAAAGGGGUAUUCCCAAGAGCACAGGCCGGUCUCCACAGCACCUGGACUGAUAACCUGGCUCAGAGGAGGACUCUCAAGGGUACGAGAAAGCCUGUCAUGUCUGCUCGUCUCUUCCUAAAAAGCAGGGACAAACUGCCUCCAGAUGGCCCAUAGACUAUCAGGCUCCACCCUGUGAGCUGGUAAGAUUAACCCUUGUCUGGAAGGACAGACACACCCGUACUAUAAAACAGUGCGAUUCAGAGUGGAUUCAACAGCGUGUCCUGUUGGAGUGUGAGGAGGUGGAAUUCCAGCACUUGUGCCAGCCUCUGCUCCAUCCAGCUCGGACAGAAUGACCGUAUCCAUUUAGGCAUGGUCCUCCUUGACAAGAUUUGGCCCCAGGAUCCUCAAAGUGGGCAGCCUGUCUGGGCUCAGAAAGCUACAGAGGUGUGUCUCUGUCACAUUCUUCCCAGGGUCUCCUCUAUGGAGAGGCCCCUCACAGCCCUGCACGUGAGCUUAUACCACCCUACACAGGGCCCGGUCACCUUUGCCAAAGUCCCCCUGCAGCUGCAGCAUGAUGCCAGCCGGAUGCUGGUUGGGCGGGGGCAGGACACCCACCUCCAGCUGCAGCUGCCACAGCUGUCCCGCCACCAUCUGUCCCUGGAGCCCUAUCUGGAGAAAGGCAGCACUCUGCUAGCCUUCUGCCUCAAGGUUCUGACCCGCAAGAGCUGUGUGUGGGUCAACGGGCUGCCACUGAGGUACCUGGAGCAGGUCCCCCUGAGCACUGUCAACAGAAUCUCCUUCUCUGGCAUCCAGAUGGUAGUCCGCAAAGAGGGCGGCACCUCCCUGGAGGCCUUUGUCUGCUACUUCCAUUUCAGCCCUUCACCCCUGAUUUACAGACCCAAGGCCCAGGAGACAGACGAAUGGGAAAACAUUGUUAAGAAAGAGACUCCCCCUGUUUUGGGGGAGGCAACUCAUGAUCUCCUGGGGUCUCUCCACGGCUCCUCCCAGACUCAGACAGCUGUUUCCCUGCCAAGCCCUGGAGAAGCAACAGAAACAAAGCUCCAGAGGGAGCCAGAAGACGCGGCACCCCGCCAGCCCUACUGCUGAGAGCAAGCCUUGCUGAAAUGGGGUUGAAAUAUUUGAGCUACAUCGUGCGAGGUUAACACGCAAAGUUCGCAUGCAAGGCCACUGGCCGCUCUGCUCACGGGGAACUGAUUCUGUAAACUCGGAGCAGUCCAGGGGUAUAGAGGUGCCCUCCAUGGCUCCGGGUAAUGGGAACUUCAUAUAAUUUUAGAGGCCCUGAGGGGUUCUGGGGAGCCUCUGCCAGCACCCCCCCAUUUCCUCCCUUGUCUGGCUAGGGGGUUACUUUAUGUUGCUCAUUUCACAUGCUGCUUAAGAGCAGAAGGGUUGCAGCAGGAAUGCAAGGGCGUGUGGAGAAAUUACGUUUGUGGUAGCUCUGGGUUGCCUUCAGCUUUCGAAUACCCACAGGCGCUCAGGGCUUAGGAGAGCCUGUGUUUAAUAAACUGAAAGUAUUUCAUUAAGCUGGCAUGCCCAGCAAGAUUCCCUGAGCCCAGAUGGGCCACAUGUAAGCCGUGUUGUCACGUGGCCCUGGGGCCCGGAUACCUGGAAGAGGUGUGAGUGGAAAUGGGGAAGGUAGGCAGGAGCUUGCGUUUCUGGGAAGGCAGCAAGUGGAUCUCAAGGCUUCCAGGAGGAAAGCUAGAAGCUAGGACUGCUUGGAAACUUCCUGUCCUCCUCUUCUCUUUUCUUCCUUUCCUUCUUCCCCUGUUUUCUUGUUCCUUCUGCUCUCCUUCCAUUCUCUGUCACUUCUGAAUCAAAGCCUUGAUUGGCCAGAGGGCAAGGAUCUUCAGGGAAAGAUGGUUCUCUAGAGAAGUAGGCUCUUUCAGAACUAAGUCUAUGGUUGGAGUGCAAGGUUGUGUAAGAAGUCAACCCAGCAGUUAUCUCACUCAGAGUAAGUC